AGUAAACAAGGGGAGCGCCACAACAGACACUGAGGGCCCUGCUGGGAAUCGGCCCCCGGCCCCCUCUCUCUUUCCACUGCGAAUCGAAACCCAGAGCCCUGGGCUGGGGGGCGGGCGGUGGGGAGGGGAAGUGGGGAAGGUGGAAGGGAAGGCCUGGGCCAGGGCCGCAGAUCAGCAUCCCAGCUCACUCAGUGGCCUUGUCUCCACUCUGCUCUCUGCCCCCGGCCCCAGGGGUGUGUCUCCCCACCACCCCCAUCUAGCCUGCUAUUUUUGCUCUCCAACUUCUGGUCUUUGGUCCUCCUGCUCUCUCUCCAGACAACCCCCUCCUGGUGAUCCUCUUUACAUUCUUUCUCUGCCUUUCCUCUCUCCUGUAGAACACUUUUUUUUUUUCCCCUCCCAGGACCCCUUUCUGACCUCCCUUGGAGAGCUGGGGAGGCCCAGGCCAUAGAGGAGAUGAGCCAGGCUCUGCUCCUAGGCCUAUUGCUUCUGAGACUGCUGUGGGAAGAUCCAGUCGUGGCUUCAGAGACUGGGAAAGAGGACUCCGUGGUGUGGGCCCAGGAGGGGGCUCCUGUCCAUCUUCCUUGCAGCCCCCAACUCCCCCACCAGAAUCCCAACCUUCUGCGAAGAGUAUGGGUCACUUGGCAGCAUCAACCAGAUGGUGGCCAACCCGCUCCCACCUCUGUCCUUGACCAUCUCAAGGGGAUGCCCUCGCCCGGGAGCCCGGCACCCCGUCGUUACACGGUGCUGAGCAUGGCUCCAGGAGGCCUGCGCAGCGGGAGGCUGCCCCUGCAUCCCCGCGUGCAGCUGGAGGAGCGCGGCCUCCAGCGCGGGGACUUCUCGCUGUGGUUGCGUCCAGCCCUGCGCGCCGACGCUGGCGAGUACCACGCCGCGGUGCGCUUCCCGGACCGCACCCUCUCGUGCCAUCUCCGCCUGCGCAUCGGCCAGGCCUCGAUGACUGCCAGUCCCUCGGGACCCCUCAGGCCGUCUGAUUGGGUCAUUUUGAACUGCUCCUUCAGUCGUCCUGACCGCCCAGUCUCUGUGCACUGGUUCCAGGGCCAGAGCCGAGUUCCUGUCCAGAAGUCUCCCCAUCAUUACUUAGCUGAAGGUUUCCUCUUUCUCCCCCAAGUCAGUCCCCUGGACUCCGGAACCUGGGGCUGCGUCCUCACCUACAGAGAUGGCUUCAAUGUCUCCAUGACAUACAACCUCAAGGUUCUGGGUCUUGAGCCCCUGGCUCCUUUGACAGUGUAUGCUGCUGCAGGUUCUAGGGUUGAGCUGCCUUGUCACUUGCCCCCGGGUGUGGGGACCUCUUCUUCACUCAUUGCCAAGUGGACUCCUCCUGGGGGAGGCCCCAAGCACCUGGUGACCGGAAAGAAUGGCAGUUUUACCCUUCAACUUGAGGCUGUGAGUCUGGCGCAGGCUGGAACCUACACCUGUAGCAUCCAUCUGCAGGGGCAGCAGCUCAGUGCCAUUGUCACUUUGGCAGUCAUCACAGUGACUCAUCAAUCCUUGAGGUUACCUGGCUCCCGGGGGACGCUGACGUGUGAGGUAACCCCAGCAUCUGGACAAGAAAGAUUUGUGUGGCGCCCCUUGAACAAUCCAUCCAGGAGUUCUCCAGGCCCCAGGUUGGAGAUGCAGGAGGCCAGGUUCCUUUCCGAGUCUUGGCAAUGCCAGCUGUAUCAGGGGCAGAAGCUUCUUGGAGUAGCAGUGCACAUUGCAGAGUCUGGCCCAGGUGCCCGGAGUGCAAGGAGAAUCUCAGGUGACCUUAAAGGAGGCCAUCUCUUUCUCCUUCUCAUCCUUGGUACCUUCUCACUGUUCCUUUUGGUGACUGGGAUCUUUGGAUUUCACCUAUGGAGAAGACAGUGGCUAUGGAGAAGGUUUUCCGCCUUAGAGAAUAGGAUCCACCCACCUCCGGCUCCCAGUAAGACAGAGGAGCUGGAGCGAGAACUGGAGACAGAGAUGGAACAGGAGCCCGAGCCCGAGCCGGAGCCGGAACGGGAGCAGGAGCCACAGCUGGAGCCAGAGCCCAGGCAGCUCUGACCCAGAGCCCAGGCAGCCAGCAGAGCUCAGCAGCUCGGUUCGGAAUAAACCCCCUGUCAGCAGCAA
Molecule: messenger RNA, 2103 nt
Organism: Cricetulus griseus (Chinese hamster)
Lineage: Eukaryota; Metazoa; Chordata; Mammalia; Rodentia; Cricetidae
Source: RefSeq, a predicted model, not a curated record